AUGGACCAAGACUCACUGACAGAGUGGCUUGUAUCAGGCUAUGCAUGGGUCAUUCUGCAUUAUUAUAUGUUUUCUGCCAUAUUGGAGCCUCAACAGUCAACUCAAUAUGAAUUCAUAUCCUGCAGAGGCCAUGCAUGGCCAACUUCCCAAAUGGGCAGGGGGCUAACCAUAUAUGGCAAUUUUAGCCUCUCAUACAUGCGGAACUGUGUAGUACAAGCAUCAUACACACACCAAGAUCUGCUUAUAUGCCUUAGUAUCAUCACUUAUGAUGUAUACAAGGAGCAUGCCACGGAGAAGCAAUACAUGGGUAUUUAUUUGGGUAUUUUCUGCAUUCAAUGGGGCUCUAGCCGAAAUUCCGGCCUGUCGACGACUCCGCUUCGGCAACGAGCGCUUAAACGGGCGCUUAGUAAGCGAUUUGGUUGGAGCUCAGUCACUGACAAGGUAGGGGUGUUUCUCUACAUUUUGAAUUUUAUACAUGGGCAAGCCAUACUGGUCAUAGCCUCUGUGGAUCAAUUUCUUACAUACAGCAGGUACUACAAAGAUUACUUUGGGAAUUUUCCGCAUUUUAGUGGGACCACAGUACAGCAGGUACAGUGCCACAAGGAGCCUGUGGCUGAGAUUCAAACUCAGCCCAAAACCUCGGCAGCCUGCCUGAUUAGGGCAGAAAAGGGGCCGUUGCACCAAUCAGAGCAGCUCGGCAUCUCUCUCAUGCCGUUCGGAGGUGCAACCGUGCCAAAUUUCUGCACGGAUGCACCUCCGAACGGCAUCUGGGCGCUUAUCGGGCGCUUAACCCAGGAAAAAGCGGAACAAUCAGAGAAUAUUGGAGAUGGACCAGGGAAUGUGAUUGAAUCUGUCUAUGAGAUAUGA
Messenger RNA from Fomitopsis serialis, 867 nucleotides. RefSeq lists its product as uncharacterized. The record is from RefSeq and is a predicted model, not a curated record. The transcript is spliced from 9 exons. NCBI's taxonomy places the organism in Eukaryota, Fungi, Basidiomycota, Agaricomycetes, Polyporales, Fomitopsidaceae. The coding region runs from base 1 to 867 and encodes 288 amino acids.